Closterium sp. NIES-65 is the source of this 2280-nucleotide messenger RNA. Lineage: Eukaryota; Viridiplantae; Streptophyta; Zygnematophyceae; Desmidiales; Closteriaceae. The record is from the annotation of a GenBank genome assembly.
AUGAUCAACAGUUGCCUCUCGUCCUUCUCACACAGCCGGCGCCUGCUGCAAUCGCAGCCGUCCGUCUCGUUCCUACCUUCGCGAUCACGAGCCUCUGUCAUCACUCCACCAACUGCCAUCGCCGCUCCUCGCGCGUCGCUCGCCGCAGUCCCGCCACCCAAUCCUCGCGUCAGCCUUUUCAGCAAGACAUCCGCGUCCCCGUUGCUGCCGUCUCGUGAACCUCUCCUCUCGCGCCGGCCCGCAGAUUCCGUUAGAGCCUCGGCAGCAGCAGGCGCGGCGGCGUUCGGCGAUGGCGCGAGGGCCUUCGACGACAGCUUGCCGUUUCCUCCCCCCACACAGACGAGCGUGCUGAACCGGUUCCGCGCCAUUCUGUUCUACCUGGUGACGCUGAUCAUCGCGACGCCGCUGUUCGUGCUCAUGCUCGUCGUGCAGCCGUUCGUGCUGUUGCUCGACCGCACCAAGCGCCGCGCGCAGCACGUCAUCAACAACGUCUGGGCCAACACCACCACCGCCGUCUUCUACCCCACGGAGGUAGUGGGCGUGGAGAACCUCCCCCCCCCGGACGCGCCGGCAGUGUACGUGGCGAACCACCAGAGCUUCCUGGACAUCUACACGCUGUUCCAGCUGCGGCGGCCGUUCAAGUUCAUCAGCAAGACGAGCAACUUCCUCAUCCCCAUCGUGGGGUGGAGCAUGUUCCUCACUGGCCACGUGCCGCUCAAGCGCAUGGACAAGCGCAGCCAGAUGGAGUGUCUGAAGAAGUGUCUGGAGCUGCUGCAGCAGGGCACGCCCGUGCUCUUCUUCCCAGAGGGCACCAGAACCAAGGACGGCAAGCUCUCAGACUUCAAGAAGGGUGCCUUUUCCAUAGCAGCAAAGGCAGGGGUCCCAGUGGUCCCCAUCACCCUAAUCGGCACUGGUGCCCUCAUGCCCAGCGGCCUAGAAUCCACCCUCGCUGCCACCUCCACGCUCCCGCCCCUCCCCCCUCUCGCUGCUCUCCCUGCUCCUGCUGACUCUUCCACUUCCUCCACUGCUUCACUUGCCACCAAGUCAGGGUCGCUUGGGACCAAGGGAGGGGUGGUGCGGGUGGUGGUGCACCCACCUAUCACAGGCACGGAUGCGGACAAGCUGUGUGAGCAGUCACGGGCAGUCAUUGCCUCCACUCUGCGCCAGCACGGGCUGGGAAAGAGGGUGUUGACUCACAGGAAGGAGACAGCGUUGAUUCACAGACAGGAGCGGGCAUUGACACACAAAGAGAAGAGGGCGUUGACUAUCAGGAAGGAGCGGACAUUGAUUCACAAGAAAAAGAGCACUGACUCACAGGAAGGAGAGGGCGCUGCUCACAGGAAGGAGAGGGCGCUGCUCACAGGAAGGAGAGGGCGCUGCUCACAGGAAGGAGAGGGCGCUGCUCACAGGAAGGAGAGGGCGCUGCUCACAGGAAGGAGAGGGCGCUGCUCACAGGAAGGAGAGGGCGCUGCUCACAGGAAGGAGAGGGCGCUGCUCACAGGAAGGAGAGGGCGCUGCUCACAGGAGAGAGGGCGCUGCUCACAGGAAGGAGAGGGCGCUGCUCACAGGAAGGAGAGGGCGCUGCUCACAGGAAGGAGAGGGCGCUGCUCACAGGAGAGAGGGCGCUGCUCACAGGAAGGAGAGGGCGCUGCUCACAGGAGAGAGGGCGCUGCUCACAGGAGGGAUUGGGAGUUGAGAGGGCGUAUACUCAAAGAAAUGAGAGGGAAUCACUCACAAGAAGGCAGGACCAUUGACGAACAUGAAAGAGGAGGCGUUGACCCACAGGAAAGGGAGGGUUUUGACUCACAGGAGCAGAAGGAGAUGAUCAGCCUCACGAGAAUGGCCCCUCCCUGCUCUCGCCUUGCAAACUCUCUUCUCGCUCUUGCACUCUCACCCUUCCUCCCCUCGCUGCCCACUGACCAGCUCUGCGUGUGUGCCUUGCAGGUGGAGGGGAGAGGCAGGGGUCAACACCGACACUCCCUCACGCCCCUCCCCGGUGGCCGUGCAGGUACCCGUGGGGAGGGGAGGGAGGCAGCACUGCCAGUCGCUGCCACAAGGGAGAGUAUCGAGGUGGGCUUGGCUCCUCAAGGUGCCUGUCUGUGGGGAUGGGAGGGGGGCAGCUCUGCCAGUUGCUGCCACAAGGGAGAGUAUCGGGCCACUGGGCAUCGAGAGAAGACUGUAGCAGAGAAGCUGAGUAGCAGACCAGCAGCAGCAGUUGUAGCAGCAGAAGCGGCAGCAGCAGCAGCAGCAGUGGGGGGUGGGGGGUUAGAGGCGGGCUAG